AACAAGAUUAAAAAAUCUCGUAUUUUCUCAUGCUCAAUUGUCGUAAACUGCGAAUUGUAUAAUAUAUAUAUUGGCGGGAAAGAAUUUUCUUUACUAUUAUAAUUUGUUCUGUGCUUCAGAAAUGUCUGAAAUAUCAACAAGUUAUAUCAAGCUGUUAUCACUGAAAUGUCUGGAAUUGCUAUUGCUCGACUUGCUGAAGAACGAAAAGCUUGGCGAAAAGAUCACCCUUUUGGAUUUGUGGCCAGGCCUACAAAGAAUCCUGAUGGUUCUCUAAACCUUAUGAAUUGGGAAUGUGCCAUUCCUGGGAAAAAAUCAACAGCCUGGGAAGGUGGAUUAUAUAAUCUAAGAAUGAUAUUCAAAGAUGAUUACCCUUCAACUCCUCCUAAAUGUAAAUUUGAGCCUCCUCUUUUCCACCCAAAUGUUUAUCCAUCUGGAACAGUAUGCCUUUCUCUUUUGGAUGAAGAAAAAGAUUGGAGACCAGCUAUUACUAUAAAACAAAUCCUUUUGGGGAUACAAGAUCUCCUAAAUGAACCAAAUAUCAAAGAUCCUGCUCAAGCUGAGGCUUAUACCAUCUAUUGUCAGAACCGAUUGGAAUAUGAAAAAAGAGUUAGGGCUCAAGCGAAAUCUAUGGCACCUCAAGAAUAAUUUGGCAUGGACACACACUUAUUACAAACAUUUAAAUUAUUGAUUUUGUAAUGUUGGGGAAAGAUAUCUCCGUAAUAAAUGUUGCCUCUCAGCUCAUCGGUCAUCUAGUUUUUUUUAUCAAGCGAGAACUGAUUUUCAUCAGAUUGAACUACCUUAUGAAGGUUGUUUGGUGUGGUCUUUCUUUUUAUGCUUUAUCAUCAUUCAAUAUUCAUAUGUAUUAUAGACUGUAUUUUAAUCUAUGAGGUAUUCCAAAACUUUAAAAUUUUUGAUUCAUAUUUUCCAAGCAUCCAGAUACCUGUUGCCUGAUUAGCAAUUUUAGAUAAAAUGUUUGUGAAGAUUGUACAUAAGUUUCAUUUCUUUUUCCUUUUCUGAGUGUAAAAUUCAUGCGUUGUGUAUUUACUGUUUCAGUAUGUCUUUUAAUAUUGUAAAAUGUAUUUGACUCAUUUCUCUUAAAGAAUUAAAAUUUUGUCUUAUGAA
Molecule: messenger RNA, 1122 nt
Organism: Argiope bruennichi
Lineage: Eukaryota; Metazoa; Arthropoda; Arachnida; Araneae; Araneidae
Gene: lwr
Product: SUMO-conjugating enzyme UBC9-B
Exons: 8
Coding region: 166-645 (159 amino acids)
Biological process (GO): protein sumoylation
Cellular component (GO): nucleus
Molecular function (GO): SUMO conjugating enzyme activity
Source: RefSeq, a predicted model, not a curated record